This is a messenger RNA of Meloidogyne enterolobii, 215 nucleotides long. Lineage: Eukaryota; Metazoa; Nematoda; Chromadorea; Rhabditida; Meloidogynidae. The record is from the annotation of a GenBank genome assembly.
UGUAGAGAGAUAUAAUUAUGUUAAGAGAGAUGACGAAAAGUCCAAGCAUCCGAUUGUGGAAUUUCGCAUGUAUUGAUAAACAUUGUGCAUUUGAAUAUGAUUUGUAUACAAAAACAGAAUUGGUAAAAUUUAACAUGGAAGAAUUCAUUGUGAAAGCUGUGCAAGGAGGGCUUAAGGGGAAGGUAAUAGAGAAAAAUUUAUUCAAUUUUUGUUAA